Messenger RNA from Glycine soja, 1378 nucleotides. RefSeq names its product protein REVERSION-TO-ETHYLENE SENSITIVITY1-like. The record is from RefSeq and is a predicted model, not a curated record. The coding region runs from base 441 to 1148 and encodes 235 amino acids. NCBI's taxonomy places the organism in Eukaryota, Viridiplantae, Streptophyta, Magnoliopsida, Fabales, Fabaceae. Gene Ontology annotation, cellular component: Golgi apparatus; endoplasmic reticulum. Gene Ontology annotation, biological process: regulation of ethylene-activated signaling pathway; response to ethylene. The transcript is spliced from 4 exons.
CCAAAUGAAACAAACAAUAAUUAAAAUCAACAUAAAAAAUAAAAUAAAAAAUCCAUUGCAUUUAAUUAUUAUAUUUCCAAAAAGAGAAUUGGUUGUAGACUUUGUGAAGCAAUAUUAUUAUGAUUUGUAUUUUUCCUAAGUGGCUUCAUCCCCAGAAUAAAUCACACCCCCCAUUGCAAUGACCCCCAGCAACAACUCUUCUGCAUCUUCAAACUCCCUUUUGGCUUUUCUAAGUGCUGUGAUUCUUUCUUUCAUCUUUUUCUUCAGGUCCUAAAGCAUACUUGUGAUUUCCUCCAUUAUUUCCUUUGAGAUUUGGACAGUAGUUGGUCAUACACCCAAUUCUAAAUUAGAGUUGGGAUGUCUGGAGGAGUAGUUUGAUACAGUGAUGCAUCUCCACAGAUACUUGAGUAAAGCUAUAUGCUGUGGUGUAGAUUUUUACUAUGGAGUUAAAUGCAAGUUAUGACGUCGAGCAUUCACAUUCUACACAAAGAAUACAGCAUGAGCUGUGGCCUCUAGAUCCAAUUGAUCCAAAGAAGGCAAAGUUUCCAUGUUGUUUGGUUUGGAAUCCACUUCCUGUGGUCUCAUGGUUGGCUCCCUUCAUUGGUCAUGUUGGCAUUUGCAGGGAGGAUGGAGUUGUUUUAGAUUUUUCAGGAUCAUAUCUUGUGAAUGUUGAUGAUUUUGCAUUUGGUCCAGUGGCAAGAUACUUGCAACUUGAUCGUAGACAGUGUUGCUUCCCCCCUAACCUAUCUGCACAUACAUGCAAGCACGGUUACCUGCAUGCCGAGUAUGGUACUGCAAUCGCAUGGGACGAUGCGUUACAGACAAGUUUGCGGUAUUUUGAGAACAAAACUCACAACCUUUUCACUUGCAACUGCCACUCGUUUGUUGCCAACUGUCUGAAUCGGCUGUGUUAUGGUGGAUCAAUGAAUUGGAACAUGGUGAAUGUAGGAGCUUUGGUAAUAUUUAAGGGGCACUGGGUUGAUUUCAGGUCAAUUGUAAGGUCUUUUCUGCCUUUUGUUGUGGUUGUUUGCUUAGGUGUUUUUAUGGUUGGAUGGCCCUUCUUACUUGGGUUACUAUCCUUCUCUCUACUCUUAAUAGGGUGGUUUCUAUUGGGUACUUGCCUAUUUAGAAACCUAUUAGAGUGCUAGAUGGUCUCUUGAAUUGAAAGAUGGUCAUGAUUUGUGUUCCCUCUUCUCCAAAUAACAGGUUUAAAUGUUGAUAUUGGAACAAGAAAUAGUUAUCUCUUAUGGAAAGUUAAUGGAAUAGCUUUUGAAAGUGUACUUGAUGCUUCGUUAGACCGUGAAUUAUGCAAUUGUAUUGACUAAUUGGUGGAACUGUUCUGCAACCUGAAUCCAAUGAGGAAGCUGUUCUAGUUGCA